UUCCCGUUGGGCCUCUUCUUUUCCGCCCCCGGGGAUCUGGGUCGUGCAGUCUGUCCUCCCGGCACCCCCUGGCAUUCCCAGCCCGGCCCCAAUCUGGCACACAGCCUCACACCCUCUGACCCCGCGUUGCACAAUGCCAGAACAAAGUGUGCAAGGGUGUGCACCCCGGUGCCCCUGCCCCUGGGCGGGGACGCUCGGCGGCAGAUCGAGCAGCCCAGGCGGCGAGCGCACGGUCCUGCCGAGGCCCUCGGAUCCCGGUCCUGCGAGCACCCCCCGCGCCAGCCCACCCGCCCCGGGAGCCGCCGCCGCCGCCCCGCAGCGCCCCCUCGCAGGCCUGAGCGAUGGCGGAAGUCCACAGACGUCAGCGUGCCCGGGGUGCGGGACAAGCCCCCGCCGAGCCGUCGGCGCGCAGACAUGAGGAGGAGCUGGGCAUGGCGCCGGCCGAAACGCUGACGGUCUUCCUCAAGCUGCUGGCCGCCGGCUUCUACGGCGUGAGCUCCUUCCUCAUCGUGGUGGUCAACAAGAGCGUGCUCACCAGCUACAGAUUUCCUUCCUCACUAUGUGUUGGACUUGGCCAGAUGGUGGCUACAGUGGCAGUUCUCUGGGUGGGAAAGGCACUCAGAGUAGUCAAGUUUCCUGAUCUUGACAGAAAUGUACCUCGAAAGACGUUCCCACUACCUCUACUAUAUUUUGGGAACCAAAUCACAGGACUGUUCAGCACAAAGAAACUCAACUUGCCUAUGUUUACAGUUCUGCGAAGGUUCUCUAUCCUGUUUACAAUGUUUGCUGAAGGAGUUUUACUCAAGAAGAAUUUUUCUUGGGGUAUCAAGAUGACUGUAUUUGCAAUGAUUAUUGGAGCCUUUGUAGCUGCCAGCUCUGACUUGGCAUUUGACCUGGAAGGAUAUGUUUUUAUUCUGAUAAAUGAUGCCCUGACAGCAGCGAAUGGUGCAUACGUGAAACAGAAAUUAGAUUCAAAAGAGCUGGGGAAAUACGGUCUGCUCUACUACAAUGCGCUGUUCAUGAUCCUGCCUACGUUGGCCAUUGCAUAUUUCACCGGGGAUGCACAAAAGGCGAUGGAUUUUGAAGGCUGGGCCGAUACCCUCUUUCUUCUUCAGUUCACCCUUUCCUGUGUGAUGGGGUUUAUUCUGAUGUACGCCACAGUGCUCUGCACUCAGUAUAAUUCCGCUCUUACAACUACAAUAGUUGGCUGUAUUAAGAAUAUAUUAAUAACUUAUAUUGGGAUGUUCUUUGGUGGAGAUUAUAUUUUCACAUGGACAAACUUCAUUGGUUUAAAUAUCAGUAUUGCUGGGAGCCUGGUGUAUUCCUACAUCACGUUCUCUGAAGAACAGCUGAGCAAACAGUCAGAGCCCAGCAACAAGCUGGAUAUCAAAGGAAAAGGAGCGGUGUGACAGAGGAUCGCUUCAGACAAGUUUCAGACCAGAUCGGAGCACUGGCGAUGGUCACAGAUUUUGGAAGAAAUGCCUUUCCUUUGCACUUGUACAAUCUGCGGAUUGAUUGCUGCCUUUUAAAAUUCUAUGAGGAGAGAAACUUCUAAUCGACUCUAUUUUAAAUGUACUGUUUGAAUUAAUUUAUAGCCGCCUAGAAUGUGUGCUGGCGUUUUUAAUUUAUUUUUCUUACUAUGCCGACAGUGAAACAUCAGUGUUUUUUA
Molecule: messenger RNA, 1669 nt
Organism: Erinaceus europaeus (western European hedgehog)
Lineage: Eukaryota; Metazoa; Chordata; Mammalia; Eulipotyphla; Erinaceidae
Gene: SLC35D1
Product: solute carrier family 35 member D1
Exons: 12
Coding region: 342-1409 (355 amino acids)
Cellular component (GO): Golgi apparatus
Molecular function (GO): antiporter activity; GDP-fucose transmembrane transporter activity
Source: RefSeq, a predicted model, not a curated record